CUCCGCCACCGCCCAGCCACCGGCCGGGGCUUCCCGCCCUCAACAGCUAUUGGCCCCUCCCGCCGCCGCUCGCGGCCGGCGCGGCCGCAUUGGCCCGCGAGGCGGCAGGAGGAGGGGCGGGGCAGCGGCGCCCCGUUGCCGCGGUGACGGGGGACGCGUCCGGUGCCGGCGGGCGGCUCCGGGCCGUGAGGCGGCACCGCGGCCUUCGGGCGGGUCAGGGCGGCUGUGCGCUGCCGCUGCGGCGCGGCCGCCCCGGUGCCCCCACCGCGGGGUCGGGAGCCACGAGGUAAGCAGUGGGUAUUGCUAUGGACAGUGUUUCCUCAGGCUCUUCUCUGCAGUUCCUUGCCAAACUACUUCGUGAUCCUCAAGAAGAAGAUGAUGAUGAUGAUAAUGAACAUGUGCCACACUGUUCUUUUAGCGCCAUGACUCCUGGUAGCAUUGGACCAGUAAAGAAAGAGACCACUGGUGCUUUUCAAGUGAAAUCUGAAAAUGGGAAAACUAUUUGGAAUACAGAGGAGGUCCCAGAAGAAUCUGAAUUUGAUGAUACCUGGGACCCUAGAGAACAGCCAGAGUAUCAGAUUUUAUUCAAACAGUGUGUGGGAACAGAGGACGUCUUCUUUGGGAUGAGCAGGAAAGAUCCCUCCACAGCCUGCUGUGAAGAUAUGGUGAUUAAAAUCAAGCUGCCAGAGACAAAGUACUCGGACAUCAUAUUAGAUAUCCAGGACAAGGUUCUUGACCUUCGAACUCCGAAAAAGAAGCUGCUGCUGCAUCUCCCCUACCAGGUAGACAGCAAGAAUGGUAAAGCUCGUUUUCUCUCUGAAGAGGAGACCUUGGAAGUCACCUUGAGAUUAUCAAGGAAGUUUGAUUUCAUAAAUUUUGUCUGAUGGAUUGAGAAAGUUUGCAAAAUGUAAUCUCUCAGUUUGAAGUCUUCUUGAAACCUAGCUGGUCAUGAAAUAGUAGCUUGUUUCCCUUGAACAAUCCAGGGGGAAUAUCCCUGGAGAAACUGAAUGAGUUAGGAGGAACCUAGCACCCACAUGUUCUAUAAGCUGAGGCUGUCCAGCUCUUGCACUGCUCUGGUUAAUGUUCUGCUUCCUUCAGUCUGAUACAGGCUCUGUGAAUCAGAAAAUAGGAGACUACAAUUCUGUAAGCCAGAGAAAGUCUUUCUGUGGUUAUGGCUGAUAAGUAGCACGAUGAGGCUCUGACCAAUGGGUCUGGUGCUUAGUUACCGUUGCAAGACUUGCAAGUGGUGAUACUCUUGCUUGGCCUCCAAUUCUGGGAUGGGGAUGGUACAGAAUGGCCUCUUAGCUACUUCUUGAUGAGAAGAUCAAAGCUCUUUAGGGGUCCAUGUCCACAUCUGAGGCUGCUUUACACUGGCAGAACAAAGUAACCAGCUAUAGUUGGAUUGUUGAACAGCUCAGCUCUUUUGAACAAUUUUUGACAAUGUGCGGUUUAGUGUCAUCUAUUCACCUGCCAUCCCUCUAGCUAUUUUUCUGAUCUUUCUUGAUUAAUAAAAGAAUGUGUUCUAAUGAA
Phalacrocorax carbo (great cormorant) is the source of this 1530-nucleotide messenger RNA. The record is from RefSeq and is a predicted model, not a curated record. NCBI's taxonomy places the organism in Eukaryota, Metazoa, Chordata, Aves, Suliformes, Phalacrocoracidae.